This is a messenger RNA of Blastocystis hominis, 522 nucleotides long. RefSeq lists its product as hypothetical. The transcript has 2 exons. Gene Ontology annotation, molecular function: protein binding. The record is from RefSeq and is a predicted model, not a curated record. NCBI's taxonomy places the organism in Eukaryota, Bigyra, Opalinata, Blastocystidae. Bases 1 to 522 code for a protein of 173 amino acids.
AUGGAUAACGGAGAAAAACAGUACUAUUCUCUUCAUGGACAUGCAAGGAACAAUAAUGUCGAAGAAAUGAUCAAGUUACUAAAUAGUCGAGAAAAUGUAAACGCCAAAGAUAAAUUGCACAGAACACCGCUCCAUCUUGCUUGUUAUGCUGGAAGUCUGGAUGCUGCGCGCUUGUUGAUCGAAUCUGGAGCGGAUGUGAACGCAAUUGGUAUGGAUAGCGUGACACCUCUCGCAUUUGCAGUAAUGAAAAAUCACAUUGAGAUUGUACUUCUUUUUUUAUUUGGCAUUCAUAUUGAGGUACGCUUGCUGCUGACAAAUGGAGCUGUUUCUGGAAUAAAUGCAAAGUUCAACAAGGAUUCAACGACUUGUCUCCUCGUUGCUGCAAAGAAUAAUAACAAAGAUAUGGUGAAGCUGCUAUUAGACAUGGGGAGCAAUCCGAAUUUGAGUAAUAAACAAGGUCAGCGACCUAUCGACGUGUGUAAUGAUGAAGAUGUUUUUCCUUUUCUCCGUAUUUACAACUAG